Mesorhabditis spiculigera is the source of this 2889-nucleotide messenger RNA. The record is from the annotation of a GenBank genome assembly. NCBI's taxonomy places the organism in Eukaryota, Metazoa, Nematoda, Chromadorea, Rhabditida, Rhabditidae.
AUGCAACCCACGGAGUCCCACUCGCUCUACACCACCCACCACAAGCGACGCCCGUUUUUGAAGGCGCGCAACGGGAUUGUGCCCCAACAACCCGACCCGAUGAAGUACGCGCAGGGCGAGUUGAAUAUCAAUGAAAAUCCUUAUCUACUGAAUCAAGCUAUUGGCCAAUUCCUGAACAAUCCACAAUGGGUGUCUUCGCAGUACGACGAAUCCAGCUCUUCCUCACGAUCUCCCGAUGGGCAAGAACCGCUUCCGGAGACGUUUCUGUAUCGCCAGGUAGCCCGAGAUCUCGGUACCCGAACCCCGAUCAAACUGGAGCCCCGGUCCGUUGAGAGCAGCUCGGAGAAGGAGAAAGCGCGCAGAAGGCUUGACGAGGCGUUGGCGACACCCUCUUACGCACGAAAACGAACAAUUGCCGAAGCUCUGCAACAGGGCAUCUCCAUUCGUGCAAAAUCACCUGAAGAGCCCGAAAAGCGACAUCUGCCCGAAAUUCAAUUAUCCCCCACGACAAUCUGCCAUAUGGAGUGCAAUUACACGCUGCGAUCCAACGAUCACUUUCUCGUCGACCCCCGCGUGGAAGCGGAAAUUACUAAGGACGCCAUGGAGAUGAUGCACCUGCUGUCCCCGGAAAAUCGAGGAGUCACCGCGUCCGCGCUCUACGAAUAUGACGCGACCCCCGGCUGUCAAGAUCAGGUUUAUUCCGAUACAUAUCCCGUUGAGAAUUACUACACGUACGGCGUUCCGGAAACGGAAUACCAGCCCGAGGCGCUGGUGAUGAACGUUCACACCGGUGAUAUUUCUGAGCCGAUGAUUGCCACGCCUUCCCCAGUCAUUUCGACGCGGCCUAUGCAAGUGGACCAAGGAAUGGGCCACAAUGAAGCCGAUUUUUACGCGCAGCCAUUUAUUCAGCAGGCUAUCGCUUCGGACCAUCAGUAUUAUCAGGGAUUUGUUGUGCCCGAACAAAAAGCGAUCCAUGUGACGCAACGCCGGCCCGCAAAAACGCAACCUCAAAACGCUUCCACCUCUGGACCAUCAAAGCCGCGCGCAAAACCGCGGCCCGCAAAGCGCGCCCCUGCAGAAGACCCGUUCAAAGCCUACCCCUCGCAAAAAGCCGCCGAACCCCCAACGUCAGUCAAGCUCCGCGAGCAAGCCGAAGAUUUCCCGGAGUCCAGCUACCAAUCUUCAAUCCAGCGCGUUAUCUCUCAAGGUCAACUGGAUUAUGAGGGCUUCCAAGAAAAUCAAGCCCCGGAAGCCGCGAAAGCGCGGCUAAAAGCAGAACUUCAGCCCCGGCUCUACCCAGUGCGUCGCCAGCCUCCCAAUCAAGUGGUGGAACGACCAAAGUAUCGUGUGCUCAAGCGGAAACAAACUCUGGCUCCAGCUGAAAAUUUAGGCGAUGAUUACCAAAUUCCGCCCAGGGACGUUCCUUCAGCAACGAGCCGGCCUGUGGCGAGGAUUCGGCCUACUUCGGUGCGGAAGACGGAACCUACACAAGUUGCAGCGGAUCAAGAAGAAGUGAUUUUUCGCGGGAUCGAACACGCCGAGGAACCGCCGCUAAAGAAGCCGAAAGAAACGCAUGCGGGCGGAACCCCAGAUCCAGAGAACCUGCCGGUUGGCGCGGUAUUGAAACGCCUUUAUCACGAAAAUCCCUCGCUUUUGGAGAAGGCGACCGAGGACCGAAUUGCCGCCGCGCUUGACCAAGCUGAAGGAACGCCUUCACUUCAAGGACUUCGAGAAGAACUAUGGGAUGGCGAGGGUGGAGAUAGCCCGAAGGGAAGCCGCGCUGAAAGCUCGCUGCUCGUGCUGACCAACAAGUUCCUGGAGUUGCUCUGCAAUAAUGAGAAAGUAAACCUCAACGAUGCGUGCGAUUACUUGGGUGUGCCAAAACGGCGACUCUACGACAUUACCAACGUGCUCGACGGCGUCGAUAUGAUCACAAAGGCUGGGAAGAACGAGAUUUCCCUGACGAACCCAGCAAUGAUGCGCGAGUUGAUGAAAGGUGAAGAGGAGGUUCGGGAUAGCAUGGAAAAGAAAAAGCAAAUGGAACAGUAUCGCCAAGAGCUGAUCAACGAGGCAAACUAUCUGGACGACGUGGUGCGAUCGCUCACCUCGACGCUAAAGUUGACCAAGGAGAACCCAGUGUCGAAAAAUUACUGCUACUUCACGAACCAGGAAAUCGCUAGCUUCUUGCCGCCCGGUGAAGUGAUGUUCGUGGUGAAUGGGGGAAAAGGGGAUCGUUUGACGCACCAGUUGGCCCGUUAUCCGCCGAACACCUAUUACGUGACAAGUGAGGGUGGCAGUGCUUUGACGUUGAAGGAAAUGUACGCGCCAUCAACCUCAACCGAGCCCGUCUUUCCGGCGGAGGAGCAGCCGGAGAUCAAGCCGAAUGUGGAUCACCCUGACGACGUCUUUGCGGUCCCACAAUACCCGGCUCGUCCCAACAGAAACAGUCAAUCUCUAGACGGGGAGGUGGAUAAUACAAUCAACCCGAUGUUCUCCGACCUUGGCUACAAGAACCAUUACACUGUCAAAUCGACGAUGGAUGCUAUCCCGUCGACCUCGGCGAUGGGAGUUGACGAACCAUCAACUUCAACGGCCGGCCUGGACGAGGUGGUGAUGCCGCCGCCAUCGGACAUUCGAACGCCAUUCGCCUCUCUGCCCGUCAUCACCCCAUCGAAGCUGUUCUCCCCAGACGGCUACAGCAGCUAUCUAAAUUCCCCUCUGAAGACGCUUCUCGACAACGGGAUGCCGAACCCGCACAUGACGCCCGGUUCGAUCAGCCUCGACGACCUCGAGAUCCCGCACCUGACGCCCGGCUCGCAGUUGACGCUCGACGCGCUCUACGAAGAAAACGUUUGGACAUUCCUCGACAAGCCGAUCGGCGACGGGGAA